Messenger RNA from Didymodactylos carnosus, 1071 nucleotides. Lineage: Eukaryota; Metazoa; Rotifera; Eurotatoria; Philodinida; Philodinidae. The record is from the annotation of a GenBank genome assembly.
AUGGCAUCAUUUAAUCAUAAUCCUAAUGCUUCCGAAAAUGUUCCUAACCCAAAAUAUUUAAAAUUACAAGUACAAUAUGGGAGCGAUCAUCAUGAAUUAUUAUUGUCACGUAAAGAUGAUAUAAAAAUUGGUCAUGUGCAAGAUGAAAUUGAACGUAUUACAAAAGUUCCAAAAUGUCAUCAAACAAUCGUUUAUAAAGGACAAAGAUUAGAUCAUACUCCUGAUGCACGACUAGAUGAUUUGUACAUAUUCAAUAAUAGUAAGUUACAAUUAGCUGGUACACAAACACAAUUUCAUGAUAAGUAUUGUUGUCCCGAUCAUUUACAUGGUACACAUAGCGUAGAUGAUACUCAUGCAACACAAGGAAUUUCACAAAAACAACGUCCCUCAACAGCCGCUGCUUCUGCUACUUCAACGACGACGACAACGGAAACGACCGAAGUACGUCCACUAACCACAUCAUCAACUCAAAUCAAUGUUCGACCACUAACAAGUCAAAAUAAUAAUAAUAAUGUUCUAACAAGUGUUCGAUCAUCGACACAGAGUAGUACGAAUAAAAACCGACCAUCAACUCAAAGUCGUAAUAACAAUUCAAUAACAACAGCAGUUAUACCGUAUCAUGAUGACAGUACUACGAUUGUUACUCACACGCAUAUGGAGAAACAACAACCGAUCAUAUCUGGUCCCGCAGCACUGGUACAAACAACAGAUCAUCAUUCAGAGUCCGGUGAGACUCAAUAUUACCAGCCUCAAAGAACAAUACCUGAAACAAGUUACUUGAGUGCAUACGCUCCAACUGCUCAAUCAAUGUACCAUUCACCACAUGCGGUUAGCACAGUCCCUUCAUUAACCGUCGAAAAAACAACCACAUCAAAUUCUUCUACAACAUAUCCCACUUUUUCUUCUCACAUUGGUCAAGCUCUCGAAAAAACCAUGACAACGACCUAUGAUCAUCCAUCGUUUAUACCAGAUGCUAACAAGAAGUAUGAAUACUUUACUGUGCCUUACAAUACAGAUCCCGCUUCACUGUUACAGCAAAUUCCACAUAACUCAACAAAUCAUCAACAUUAA